Dimorphilus gyrociliatus is the source of this 544-nucleotide messenger RNA. NCBI's taxonomy places the organism in Eukaryota, Metazoa, Annelida, Polychaeta, Dinophilidae. The record is from the annotation of a GenBank genome assembly.
AAUGUUAUCAGUACUCACAGAUGGCGCACUUAACAGUAAACAAGGACGAUAUGUCUCAUUUGUUAUUAGUGUAUUGUGUCCUUGUGCUAAGGUUAAAGAAAAUAUCAAAAGAAUGGUUAAGGUAUUGGUAGCCGUCGACGACAGCGAGACUUCCUUGAAAGCUUUUCAUUUCUAUUUUGAAACUGCACACAAGCCAGAUAAUGAAGUUUUGUUUGUCCAUGGAAUGGAGUAUCCAUAUAUCGGCGGUGGUUUUCCUGUCAGGGAGGAAAUCGUUGAAAACAUUUUAAAAGAGACAAGGCUGAGCCAUAAAUCAGUAGAAGAGAGAUAUAAAAAGAUUAUCGAAGAUAAUGAGGCAAGACGAUUUGUCAGUGAAUUUUGCCCAAGAUCAGGAGAAUUUAUUGUGAGUAUAGCAGAGAAAGAAGAUGCGAGCUUAAUAGUGAUGGGUACACGAGGUAUGGGUAAACUUCGUAGAACCAUACUUGGAUCAGUAUCGGAUUACGUCCUUCAUCACGCCAAGUGUCCAGUCAUAAUCGCUCGCCGUUAG